This is a messenger RNA of Osmerus eperlanus (European smelt), 1540 nucleotides long. RefSeq names its product neuronal differentiation 6a (gene neurod6a). The record is from RefSeq and is a predicted model, not a curated record. The transcript is spliced from 2 exons. The coding region runs from base 147 to 1166 and encodes 339 amino acids. NCBI's taxonomy places the organism in Eukaryota, Metazoa, Chordata, Actinopteri, Osmeriformes, Osmeridae. Gene Ontology annotation, cellular component: nucleus. Gene Ontology annotation, molecular function: DNA-binding transcription factor activity, RNA polymerase II-specific; protein dimerization activity; E-box binding. Gene Ontology annotation, biological process: axon development; sensory organ development; positive regulation of transcription by RNA polymerase II.
CACAGGAGACGGGAAGAAGGAGAGGGAAAAGGAGUCUCUCACUGGCGCUUCUGAAGCCAUACAUAAACUGUAAUGCCACAGAAAACUACGAGACUACAAGAUAACCUCGGAAGAUGAGCUGUGCAAUCUGACACGAGAUCCAGACGAUGUUGACCUUACCGUUUGAUGAACAAUCCAUGAUGCGGGAAAGGGAGAGUCACUUUGGAACAAACCUUUCUCUGGACUUCGUGGGUGACACAAAGGUCAGUAAGCAGGACCCUUUAAUGAAAUCAGACACCGUCUCACAGGCCGACAUAAGAUCAAUGGAGGAGGACGAGUCGGACAGGGAAGACGACGAGAGAGAGGAGGGCCAUGACGAGAACGGCUUACCAAGAAGGAGAGGACCUCGGAAGAAGAAAAUGACAAAGGCUCUAAUCGACAGGGUCAAACUGAGGCGCAUGGAGGCCAACACGCGCGAGCGAAACAGGAUGCACGGGCUUAACAACGCGCUGGACAGCUUGCGAAAGGUCGUACCCUGCUACUCAAAAACUCAGAAACUGUCUAAAAUAGAAACCCUCCGCCUGGCGAAGAAUUACAUAUGGGCCCUAUCUGAGAUUCUCAGCACCGGCAAGAGACCGGACCUAUUAACCUUUGUCCAGACGUUGUGUAAAGGACUUUCUCAGCCAACAACAAAUUUAGUUGCGGGUUGUCUACAGCUGAAUGCCAGAAACGUCAUCACAGACCACAGCGGAGAGGCCUCAUUCCCAGGCAGGUCUCCAUUCGACGCCAUCUACCCACCUUACCACAGCUCCGAGGUCGUGGCUUCAGCGGGUCACGGAAACAGCACCAUGGACAGCGACAAGCCCUUCAGGCCCUACAACUACUGCACUUCCUAUGAAUCGUUUUACGAGAGCACGUCACCGGAGUGCUCAAGCCCGCCGUUCGAAGCUCCUCUCAGCCCGCCUCUCAACUUUAACGGUAUAUUCUCCCUCAAGCACGAAGACCCGGCGGACUACGGGAAAAGCUGUCAUUAUGGAAUGCGUUACUGCGCGGUGGCAGGGCGAAGCUCUAUCGUUCAGAAUUCGAUGUCGAGAGGGUCGUCAGACAUCCACGUCCCCUAUGACAUCCAUCUCCGCAGUCAGUUUUACCCGAUGCAAGAUGAAUUAAACACUCCCUUUCAUAAUUAAUGACCAAAAGAGAGUCCAAAUGUGACCACCUCUUAUUGGAGUAAUUACUGGAAAAAUAAAUGAAACACUUUACCCACAUAUAUUAUUUACAACGGAGCGCUUUUUAGGUUAGGCACUUGGUUGUGGGCCAUCUGAUGGGUGAUCAUUAAUUCAUUGUAAUUGAAUGGUAAUUGCCCUGCGGGUAAACACGUUUUGUCCUGGAAUCCCAUCAGGCGAAACACUAGGCAACGGAAACAUUGAUUUGUGAAGUGAUUGUAUCAUACAUUGCUAUACCCAGUGAAGUAAUGCAAAUUGCCAUCACAAGUGCAAAGGUUUAAAUACAUUCCUUUUAGGCCACUUUUCUUUUGAAAAGUGUAUGUCGUGUCCUCUGGGCC